This is a messenger RNA of Pimephales promelas (fathead minnow), 1000 nucleotides long. NCBI's taxonomy places the organism in Eukaryota, Metazoa, Chordata, Actinopteri, Cypriniformes, Leuciscidae. The record is from RefSeq and is a predicted model, not a curated record.
AUGCAAGCACAAGGAGCAGAACUGAGGACACCAACGAAACAGAGAACACAGGAAACACUGGGGUUUAUAGACACAGCGGAGCACACAGUGUGUGUUGAGCCGGAGUCUGCUGAUACUGAGAAACUCCCAGAGGCGGCGGAUGAGCCUCAUCCUCCCAGCACGGAGGGUCAGCUGAUCAUGAUGUCAGAGGCGGGGAAGGCUCCAUCAUCCGUGCCUGAACGAAACUGCUUUAAGCUGGAGGUGGGCGUGUCGUCGUGUCUGCUGACCCCGUCCGCCUCGCCAGGAGCCGCUGAAGAACGAGGGAUGAAUGAAGGAAUAGCCGGUUUGGUGAAGCUGGAGGCCGGGGGUUUGAGUCCGGUGGACUGGAGCGUGGCAGACGUGGCGAGUUACUUCACGGCCGCUGGCUUCCCGGAGCAGGCGCUCGCCUUCAGGACGCAGGAGAUUGAUGGGAAGUCCCUCCUUCUGAUGCAGAGGAAUGAUGUGCUGACGGGCCUGUCAAUCAGACUCGGCCCCGCCCUCAAGAUCUACGAACGACACAUCAAGGUCCUGCAGAGGACACACUUCCAAGAAGACCAAGGUUUCUGCUGACACACACACAUCAUAUAUGAAGCGAAUGUACUUGACAAAGCAAUGUACUUUUACUAAACGAUAAUUACUAGUCCCAGAAACCAAGUUCAGGACUUCCUGGCCUGGAAACAAUUCCCACUUGUAUAGAUUUUUUUUUUUUGAGAGAGAGAUUUUGGGACAAAGAAGAUUAAAAAGAGUUUCUUUUUAAAGAAGAAUCACCCUUUUAUUUAAUUUUUUUGACAAAAAAAUAAAUUUUUUGGCUCUGUGGAGUUAUUUCUGCUCGGAUGAAUCUGACCUUUGACCCUGAGCUCAUUCCAUCAAGUGGAUUUUCCCCUGCAGAUCGUCUUCAGUCCACUAGAGGGCAGAACAGAUUUUCUAAGUGACCUCACUGGUUUGAACCAAACCAAGGCUGGAUGUUUUCCACAGCGCACAU